GCAUUUUACUUUUCUGACUUUGCUCUUUGCGUUAGCUGCAGCUGCUUUGUUUCCGGAUACUCGUCGUAAAUGGAGACAAACUGCGGUCAUGCCUCGCCUGCUUGAUUUCAGUAAAUUAAUUUCUUUCUAUACCGAGGCUUUUAAUACAAUUUCUUAGAAAAGAAUCAUUUUAAUCGCGGACGUGACUCGCUCUCAAUCAGUGAUCAAUCAAAAUGGGAGUCCCCAAGUUUUUUAGAUACAUAAGCGAAAGGUAUCCUUGCCUCAGCGAAAAGCUCAAGGAAUAUCAGAUACCAGAAUUUGAUAAUUUAUAUUUGGACAUGAAUGGUAUUAUACACGGUUGUUCGCAUCCGAAUGAUGCAGAUGUACAGUUUCGUAUUACGGAAGAGAAUAUUUUCAAGAAUAUAUUUCACUAUAUAGAAAUAUUGUUCCGCAUGAUACAGCCACAAAAGGUUUUUUUCAUGGCUGUCGAUGGUGUUGCUCCAAGAGCAAAAAUAAAUCAACAAAGAGGCCGACGAUUCAGAUCGGCGAAAGAAGCCGAAGUUUUAGAGAAAAAGGCCCAAGCUAAAGGCAUCGAUUUGCCGAAUGAAGCUAGAUUUGACUCUAACUGCAUCACACCUGGCACACUUUUUAUGGCGAAACUUACAAAGCAGCUGAAAUACUUCAUUACUUAUAAGAUCUCAACGGACAAACUUUGGCAAAAGUGCAAAGUCGUUUUAAGUGGUUCCGAGGUUCCUGGUGAGGGAGAACACAAAAUCAUGGAUUACAUUAGGUAUAUGAAAGCUCAGCCGGAUCAUGAUCCUAAUACACGACAUUGUUUAUACGGUCUUGAUGCCGAUCUUAUUAUGUUAGGCUUAUGUACACACGAACCUCAUUUUUCCUUAUUGCGAGAAGAGGUUGUCUUUGGGAAAAAACAAAAGAAAGUGUUAACUCCUGAAGAGAAUAAUUUUUGUCUUUUACAUUUGUCGUUAAUGAGAGAGUACCUGGAGCAUGAGUUUUCUCCAAUCAAGCAAAAACUCCCUUUUGAGUUUGAUAUUGAAAAAAUUAUCGACGACUGGGUAUUAAUGGGGUUCCUCGUAGGUAACGAUUUCAUUCCGAAUCUACCAAAUUUGCAUAUAAAUCAAGGAGCACUGCCAAUUUUAUACAACGUGUAUAUGGAAGUUCUUCCUACGUUAACUGGUUAUAUAAACGAAGCAGGUACAUUGAACCUUGAACGUUUUGAAAAAUUCAUGGAAAGGCUUAGUCUCUUCGAUGUGGAACAAUUCGGAGAGGCAUAUGCUGACUUGAAAUAUUUUGAAGGUAAAACUGGUAGAAGACCUAAUGAACUUGAAAGACAUAGUUACAAAAAUUCUGAGGAUUCUUCAGAUACGGGAUCUUCGCCUACAAAACCAAUGAGUAAAGCUUUGGCUUCCUUAAUCAAGGCAACUGAAGACUCGUUACUAGGCAAUUCUGAUGAAGACGAAGAUCCUCUGGAUGUGGAUUCAGACGAAGAAAUUUAUAACCUAGAAUUUGUUCAACACAAGCGAGAUUAUUACAUGAAUAAAAUGGAAUACGAAAAUGUUGACGAACAAUUUUUACGAUCACAAGCUGAAGGUUAUGUUCGAGCGAUUCAAUGGAAUCUGCACUAUUAUUAUAAUGGUUGCUGCAGCUGGUCAUGGUACUAUCCACAUCAUUAUGCACCAUAUAUUUCCGAUAUACGAGACUUUAAAGACUUGAAGUUGGAAUUUGAUAUGGGAGAGCCAUUCUUUCCAUUUCAACAAUUGCUGGCUGUCUUGCCAGCUGCUAGUAAAGCACUCUUGCCAAAGGCGUAUCAGAAUUUACUGACCCAAUCCGAGUCUCCUAUUAUCGAUUACUAUCCACUUGACUUCAAAACGGAUUUGAAUGGAAAAAGACAAGAAUGGGAAGCUGUAGUACUGAUUCCCUUCAUUGACGAAACACAAUUAAUUAAUGCAAUGGAACCGUACAACGCAGAGCUGCUCGACGAAGAAAGGGAGAGAAAUAAGCAUGGACCAAUGUGCAUUUUUACUUACACCGAUGAGGAUAUGGGUUUCUAUUCUGUCCCUGAAUACUUCCCCAGUAUAAAUAGUCAUGCCAAAUGUCAGCUAGUGAAUCGGGACGACAUAUUAGUCCCUGAGGAAAAGCUGGUGAAGUGCUUGUGUCCAGGAGUUAAAUUAAGUGUUUAUUUCCCAGGGUUUCCAACUUUACAACAUAUAGAGCAUACUGUCACUCUUGAAAAGGCAAAAGUUAAAGUUUUCGAACAACCGUCAAGAGGUGAAAAUAUGAUUUUGCACGUAGUGCCAAAACCAAAGCCUGAUUUGGAAGCUGUAGCUGAACAAAUCUUAGGUCAGUCUGUAUUUGUGGGAUGGCCGCAUCUAUUAGAAGCUCUAGUGGUUGCAGUUUCUGACGACAAAUGGAAAAUACAUGUAAAUUCUCAGUCAAAUAAAAAAAGCGACUGGAUAAAAGAAGCAGUAGAUGGACCAUUAACCCAACAAAAACAACUUCAACAAAAGGCAAUUGCUGAAAAUUACAAGAAUCGCUUGGGAGUUGAUAUAGGAAACAUACACAUAAUCGUUCAUACGCGUCUUAUAGUAGGAAGAAAAUACAUUUUUGGAUCUCAGGGUAGAUUGACACUUGAAAAGGAAUGGAGUGAUGUCAAAUCGACGUAUGCCCAUCACGUUAUAUUGAAAGACAUUACAGUUCAUGAUGGAAGCUUCGUUCAGUAUUCAAGCGCUACUGAGAUCUUUAAACCAAAAAGCAUUUGUUUCAUGCUGGGACAUCCACAUUAUGGUGCAAUGGGUGAAGUUAAUGAACCAGGAAUGGACGCGAAAACUGGACGAGUAAAAGUCGCUAUGAGAAUCCUGCCGGAACCAAAUUUAGAAAUUGUUAAACAAAAACAGAGAGAUACAAGAUUACACUACAUGCAUGGCAGUAAAGCUGCUCAACAUUUGGGCAUCAGCAGUCAUCUUUUGAGCAAAAUAACGGGCACUAUUUUUGUAAUGCCAGGCUCAGCUACCAGUAAUUCGGGCGGUGUGAAACAUAAUGUUGGUUUAAAUCUAAAAUUCAACAAGAGAAAUGAAGAAGUACCUGGUUUUACGAGAAAGGAAAAUGGACAGUGGCUUUAUAGUACAAAAGCAAUUGAUCUGCUUCGUGGGUAUAUGCAAAAGUGCCCUGGCUUUUUCGAAGAAUUGGGCAAAAAUGUGGGAAGUGAACUUUUCUUCGCCGACGAACUUUUUGGAAAAGGUACCGAAAAGAUUGACGAAGUGGUCGCUUGGUUGAAGGAUCAACAAGAGAAGCUAAAUAUAGAAAGUCGUACGUGUGGUACAGAGACUUUAGAAACCGAUAUAGUGACAUUUAUUGAAAAGGAAGUAGAUACAUAUUUGGAAAGUGUUGACACAUCCAGCAAAACAGUAUUUAUGCAAGUGAAGCCUCACUUGUUAUUCAAGCCUGGCUUAAAUGCCGGAUAUUUUCCUCCUGAUGCAAAAGCCGAGCACAAACUCUUUGACAGAAUUGUCAUCAUCAGGGAAAGUUUUACAGUGCCCAUGGGUUAUAAGGGCACGAUUGUUGGCAUUCAAAAAGGCGAAAAAUUGUUAGAUAAUAUGUAUGAAAUAGUCUUCGACAAAUCUUUCGUGGGGGGACUUGUAAUUCAUGGUUGUUCCAAAAAUCGAGGCUAUAGGUUAUCGGUGGCGGAUUUUAUCAAUAUUAGUUAUGGCCUGAGAGUUGAGCUUGGAAAAUCAGGAAAAGCCGACUGUCCUCUACCUGAAUCCUGGCGAUCAAAUAUUCCGCAGUCGCAACCUCGUGGGAAUGUCAGUGCUUUUGCCACAUUUAAUAAUCAAGGUAUGCCGUCUGGAUUUGCAAAACAUAGUGAGACCAUAUCUCCAUUUUCUCAAGUUCGAGGCCCACGAGGCGAACCACAAGCGGCCACAUUUUAUGGAAAGUCGAAUUUCAAUGCUGAAAAUAAAAUGCAGUCAAAAACGCCACUGCAGCAUGGUGUGGCUGGUGGAUUUAGUGGUCAUGGGGUCAAAAUUAUGAGCAAACCUAUGCAACCGGCACCCAAGUCGCAGCAGCAGUUUAUCUCGAAACAGUCUUCAGAGUUUCAAGCAUUAUGGAACGAAUUGCAGAAGUCGAGCAACUCGCCGAAACCAUCUGCCCUUCCAGCAGGCGACAAACCCAAGCAGAGGAUUGAUGUAAAAGCACCAUCGCCUCAAGAUCCCAGUGCAUUUUUGAAGGCAAUGCUGAAAAUUUCGGACGAAAACCCGAAAACUGACACGCCGCCGCCUUCUUUAUCUGCCGAGGCGUCAACAAAUAAACCUUUUGCGUUUCCGCAAGCACCCAAAACAUCCGAUGCUCCGCCGUUGGUACAGCGGCUUUUUGAUCAUGCACGAGAAGCAGAGAAAAAAAGGGAAGGAUUGUGGUAUAGUUCACGCUUGAUGUCUUAUUUCCAAGUAAAUUGUAACGGAAUACCUCGAUAUAAUUAUAUACCUCAUAAACAGAACAAUCUAGUCUGUGCCCAAAUUAUUCUGCCGGAUAUGAGGGCAUUCUGUGGUGACUUCCAGGCAACAGUUCCUGAAGCGACUGAAAGUGCUGCCAAGAAAGUUUACGAGGAGCUGCAGUUGGAUAAAAUGCAAAAGCCAAGAAUCAGCAUGUUGGCUCAACCGCCACAACAAUGGUAUAACACUAGGUUCAACAAUGUCAAUAAUGUUCGACCAGCGCCUAUUCCACCUCAAAAUCCACAGCUUGGAAUGAAUCCACCCAUGUGGAAUCAGCCGCCACUGCCAACUCCGAAUUUCGUGUCCAUGCCUCCGCGUGGAAAUAUGCCAGGCAUGUUUCCUCAAGGUUUUCCCCAUCCUCCCCCAGGAGGGGGUGUCUUUGAAAACUGGAGGACGAGCAACAAGCAACAAGAUGCAAAAAGAACUACACCUUUCGUGCCCUUGCAGGCCCAAAAACAAAAUAGGAAUGUCAAUAAGCCAGGGCAUGAAAAACGUCAGAAGGAAUUAGGAAAUAAGGAAUCAUUUGAGAAGAAGGGUCAGCAGAAUUUGAAGGAGAAUACUCAAAAGAAACCAAAGGAGGAAAAGGCUGCACUCAACAGAGCAGAUGACAAGAAAAAUGCCUCGCACAAUUCACAAAAAUCACAAAAGUCUGGUAAUCAAAGAAAGUCACGAAUUGCUGCGAAUUUUGGUUCGGCGCCUUUACCCAACGGCGAAGAAAGAAAAUGAAUUCUAUUUUUGUUUAAUGCAGAAAUUGUAAGAUUUGACUUACACACAUAUGACUAUAAACAACCGAUAUUUUAUUACUGAAAUGAAUUUUUCAUACCUUUCAGGAAAAAACAACAGUUUGUAAAGAUUAAUUUUACUAAAUGCACUGUGCGCCUACGAUGUGUCUUAAAAUUUUUUAUUUUUCUGCUUUGAUUCUAUCAUUUAUUGGUAAAGAAUUGACGACAUUCUUCGUUUUUUACUCUUUUUUUGUUGGUUUUAAUCGUAAUUUGAACUCUAUUGAUGAAUCAUUGUCUUACUUGAUAAACAUUUUGCUUUAAUAUGUUCUGUGAAGUUGUCUGUGAUAGCGUUUUGUAAACAAAAAUCAUGUACACAUGUACAGUGCAUUUUUAUUUUUUGAUUAGUUUACUUAAGUUUGAUUUAAUUGAUUGAAGUUGAAUGUUUUUCUGACUGAAAAAUAGUCCCAUUUAAAUUAUGAUUUAUAAUUCGCAGUUUCUAGACGCACAUCAUUGUAUGCACCCAACUUUGGUGCAUCUAAACAUGUUAUGUAAAAUGGAGGGAGUGUUGAAGGAAACACAGUCUGCUUAUGUAUAUUUGCGAAAUACAAUUUUCUUAAACCUGAAUAAACAAGGUAUCAGUUA
Molecule: messenger RNA, 5848 nt
Organism: Belonocnema kinseyi
Lineage: Eukaryota; Metazoa; Arthropoda; Insecta; Hymenoptera; Cynipidae
Gene: pcm
Product: 5'-3' exoribonuclease 1
Exons: 17
Coding region: 213-5210 (1665 amino acids)
Biological process (GO): rRNA catabolic process; nuclear-transcribed mRNA catabolic process
Cellular component (GO): nucleus
Molecular function (GO): 5'-3' RNA exonuclease activity; RNA binding
Source: RefSeq, a predicted model, not a curated record